Molecule: messenger RNA, 3472 nt
Organism: Cryptomeria japonica (Japanese cedar)
Lineage: Eukaryota; Viridiplantae; Streptophyta; Pinopsida; Cupressales; Cupressaceae
Product: pentatricopeptide repeat-containing protein At2g33680
Exons: 2
Coding region: 303-2270 (655 amino acids)
Biological process (GO): RNA modification
Molecular function (GO): RNA binding; protein binding
Source: RefSeq, a predicted model, not a curated record
AUAUGCAUUGCAAGUGAUCGUUCACUCUCCUAAUAUUAAAAAAUCCACAGCCAGUGUUAAUGUUUGGAACGCUCAUGUCCCUGAAGGGUUCUUCAUAAUGCUAUAAAAUCCCUUGGCUUGGGUGGUCGAUGAGACUGAGAGAAUACAGCGAGAAAUUUCAUUUUCCUGCUAUUAAAUCUUCUCUGCGCUGGAGAAGAGUUAGUGAAUUACUAAUCCACUCUGGUGCCUUCCAACCCAAAAGUAUAUUUGCAAGUUUUGUUUUCAUGGCACGAUGCAUUUAAUUAUUGGGCAGCGGUGUCAUCAUGCAGGCGCCUCUUGCCAGUCGACACCAAUUAGGAAAAAAUGUGAUCUCUUAUUGUAAAAGUACUGUAAUUUCUGUAAAAAUACUCAAGCUAACAAGCUGUACCUCUUAUGCUCGCUUUUCAGUAGGAUCUGUUAGGUUGACGACAAUUAAAGAGGCUAAUUCAAUCCAUACUCGUUUAAUCAAGAUUGGGUUUCAAUCCCACGUUUCGUCAUGGAACAGUCUACUACAACUGUACACCAAAAGCGGUAAAUUGGUUGAAGCACGCCAAGUGUUUGACCAAAUGCCGGAUCGGAAUGCAGUCUCAUGGAAUGUUAUUAUUUCAGGCUAUGUUCAACAUGAGUAUAAUGAUAAAGCAUUGAAAGUCCUUGUACAAAUGCAAGGAGCCGAUGUUAAACCUAAUGGGUUUACGUUUUCAAGUGUUCUUCGAGCAUGCGCUGGCCUUGCGGCUCUAGAAGAGGGAAAACAAAUCCACGCUGUUAUCUCAAAAGUAGGAUUCGGUUUGGAUGUAUUUAUUGGGAGUUCUCUGGUGGAUAUGUACGCUAAAUGCCGACAAGUAGAUGACGCGCAACAAAUGUUCGACAAAAUGCCUCAACGGAGUGGAGUUUCAUGGAAUGCAUUGCUUGCUGGAUAUGCUCACAGUGGGUAUGGCGUGCAAGUGCUAAAACUCUUUUGCCAUAUGCAGGAAGAAAGGAUGAAACCAACUGAAUUCACUUUUUCCAUUGUUCUAAUGUCAUGUUCUGCUAGAGCAGCUCUUGAAGAGGGCAAACAACUCCAUGCUAUUGUUAUAAAAUCUGGAAUUGAAUCAAAUGUUUUUGUGGGUAGUACUCUAACUGACAUGUAUAGUAAAUGCUCAAGCAUUUUGGACGCACACCGUUUGUUUGAGAGAAUGCCUGAAAGGAAUGUGGUCUCGUGGACUGCGAUGAUUGCCGCAUAUGCUCAACACCAAUGCAUUAAUGAGGUUUUGCAACUUCUUAAACAAAUGCAACUAGCACACGUGAAGCUAAACCAAUUCACAAUUAACAGUGUUCUAAGUGCAUGUGCCAGCCCAGAAGCUUUGGAUCCAGGCAAGCAGGUUCAUGCCCUGUUAAUCAAAUCUGGCUUCCAAUCAGAUAUAUGUGUAGGAGCUUCUCUAGUCACAAUGUAUGCCAAAUGUGGAUGUGUCGAGGGUUUUGUUAAAGUGUAUGAAACUAUCCCUGAAGCAGAUGUUGUCUCAUGGAAUGCAAUGAUUGCAGGAUAUGCCCAGAAUGGGUAUGGUGAGGAAGCUCUGCAACAUUUUACUCAAAUGCUUCAGGCAGUCCUGAUGCCAGAUUUUUUCACCUUUGCCAGCAUUCUCAAAGUGUGUGCCAAUUUGGCCAUUUUGGAACAGGGGAAGCAAGUUCACACUCAUGCCAUCAAAACUGGAGCAAGUGCUCAACAUGGACGUGGCAGGGAGGCCCUACUACUCUUCGAACAAAUGCAAGAGGCGGGUGUGCAUCCAGACCACAUAACAUUUAUUGGACUUCUCUCUGCAUGCAGCCACGUAGGCUUUCUGGAUGAAGGAUGGAAGUGCUUUGAUUUAAUGAGUAGAGAAUAUGGAAUUAAACCAAGAAUGGAGCACUAUUCCUGCAUUGUUGACCUUCUCUGCCGGGGUGGACAGCUUGAUCGAGCAGAAGCAUUCAUUCAUUCAAUGCCGUUGCAACCGAGUAUAUUGGUGUGGAAAACGCUGCUCAGUGCAUGCAGGAUUUAUGGGAAUAUGGGAGUAGGGAAACGCGUGGCAGAGUAUCUUCUUCACUUGGAUCCACAAGAAUCUACAAAUUAUAUUCUGCUGUCAAAUAUGUUUGCUGCUGAAGGGAAAUGGGAUGAUGCGGCAAGGAUAAGAAAAACAAUGAAUGAUGGAAGAGUUAAAAAGGAGCCAGGAUGCAGUUGGGUUGAGGUGAAUAAGAGCGUGCACGCAUUUGUCACUGAAGACAGAUCUCAUGAACUAUAGAUCUCUAUGCAAAGUUGGACUAUUUAUCUGUGCAGAUGAAGGAGACAGGGUAUGUACCCAGAAAGAGAGCUGCACGUUAAAGAGCAGGAACAAAAGGAAAAUACUGUUUACAUCGCAGCAAGAAGCUGGCUUUUGUUAUCUAGGGAGUUUUGCAAGCUGUUGUCUUCAUCGAUUGAAGCACUGGAUGUUGCAGGUUAUGUGGUAUUAUCACAUGUUUUUGCCAAUGGCAGGUUGAAGUCUUCAUAAAAGAUUGGAAUAUUUAUGAACGACAGUGGUAGAAAUGAAUUUAAAAAGUCAGUGCCCUUUGAGAUGAAUUGUAAGCUACAUGCAUUUGUCACAGAAGGCCGAUCGCAUGAACUGAUGGAAUUAUGGAAGUGAUUUACGCAAAUGUUUGAAAGGCUACCCGAGGAGACACAGGUUGUCAUUAUGUACUUAGCAUGAUGUUAGGGAUGUACAAGAGGGAGCCAAAGAGGAACAAAUUUGUCUCUUAAAGUACGGCAAGAAGUUGGCUAUUAGCUGGUUCUCAUGAGCACUACCCAUGGAACUCUCCGCGGCAAAACAUGAGCACUGCAGACUACCACACUGCUACCUACUUAGUGUGUAAGAUUGCCCAGCACAGAAGUAUUGUGAGGGUCAGCAAUUGUUUCCACCAUGACUUGUGAGGAUUAUAUAUGGCAGUUUUGUUUGAUCAAUAAUGGCCCGGCACAGUGACACGAACAUUUGGAAGAGACCUGGCACUCCAUUUUAAGUAGGGGCAUGCCAUUUGUGAUUUUGUAAAUCAAGGUGCUUGGCUUGUAUGGGUAGGAUUUUAAGAUUCUCCGUAGUAUUUGUUAUAUACAUUCCAAUCAGAUCUUGGUUGGAAUAUUAAAAGUAUGAAAGGGGCAAUGGAUGUGAAAAAUGUCGUUUAGUCCAUAAAGUUUGAAUAUGAUAUUGACCUGAACACGAUGAAUAAUUGUGUGGGAUGAGACUGCAUUAGAAGAUAUGCACAGAUUUAUGAGGGAGCUAACUUUCAGCCUCCAACUGUAGAGAUGGUCAAAUACAGAUUCUAAAAUUUCAAAUAUCUAACAUUUGAUCUAUAUUUUUAGACUCAACGUAAAUGUCUAGGAUAUUGGAGAGGGCUUUUUCUACCCUCUUGAAUGUUCACCACAUGGACUAGGUGUUAUGGCUUCAAUGGAACAAGUUGGAUCAAAGAUUACGGAAUA